Messenger RNA from Zootermopsis nevadensis, 922 nucleotides. The record is from RefSeq and is a predicted model, not a curated record. NCBI's taxonomy places the organism in Eukaryota, Metazoa, Arthropoda, Insecta, Blattodea, Termopsidae.
UGUACAGAGUGUUCUGAGUGCUCGUAAGGAGAAGCCUAAACUUCAUUUAAAUGUGACUGAUUCCUGCUAUUUAAGCUUGUCGCUUGCUCAGGGAAAGGAAAAUUGUAUCCUAGUCAAAGAUUUCAGGAAGAGAAUUAACGUUGCUCCAGCAACCAUGGCAAACCUUAGUACGCGUGUUGUGAUGAAAAUCUCUAUCAUGGCUGCCGUUCUGUUUCUCGCAGUUCAAACAGCGAAUGCCAUAAUGUGCUACCAGUGUAAUUCCGGGAGGGAUCCAGGAUGUGCCGACCUUACAAACAAGAGCUCCAAAAGUUCCUAUUACAGGCUGUGCGAACCGUUCGAGGGUCAGACCAAACCGUUCUUCUGCAGGACCAAUGUACAGACGAUAAAGGACCGCGAAAACUUGGUGCGUGUCGUGAGGUCCUGCGGGUGGGAGGAGCACCCCAGAAAGAAGUGCUACGAGUAUGAGGACGAAGACCACCAGGAACGUGUCUGUCAGUGCUCUGAAGACGGCUGCAAUUCAAAGGCGCCUCACGUGCUAAAACCGUCAGCACUGUCGUUCCUGGUGAGCCUGCUACCCCUAGCCCUAAUUCACUCGUCACUUGUUUAACUCUUACGCAUCCAGUGAGCCGACAAGUUUAAUGUUUCGUUCCCAAAUGCUGUCAAAAGAGCCAUAUGUAAUAUUACAGAGUGGUAUUUUAGAAGAUGGCUGUCUUCUGGGUUGUUGCGACGGGGCAGCCAUCUUCAGACUCACAUCCGUGAAAACCUCAAAUCCUUCACUGGUAUUUUUAUUUUCUGUGACCUAUUUUGUGUAUUGUUUAUUUUAAGAAAGAAGUGGAAAACAACUGGCAUUUCGACAUUUGAUAUAUUGAUUUCUAGCUGUCGAUUUCUGUAUGAGGUGACAAUAAAAUAUUUUGAGACUUUA